Equus quagga is the source of this 1097-nucleotide messenger RNA. RefSeq names its product fibroblast growth factor 18 (gene FGF18). Gene Ontology annotation, biological process: regulation of cell migration; animal organ morphogenesis; cell differentiation. Bases 111 to 734 code for a protein of 207 amino acids. Gene Ontology annotation, molecular function: type 2 fibroblast growth factor receptor binding; type 1 fibroblast growth factor receptor binding; growth factor activity. Gene Ontology annotation, cellular component: cytoplasm. The record is from RefSeq and is a predicted model, not a curated record. The transcript is spliced from 5 exons. NCBI's taxonomy places the organism in Eukaryota, Metazoa, Chordata, Mammalia, Perissodactyla, Equidae.
GCAGCAGCGGCGGCGGCGGCGGCGGCGGCGGCGGAGGCGCCCGGUCCCGGCCGCGCGGAGCGGACAUGUGCAGGCUGGGCUAGGAGCCGCCGCCUCCCCCCCGCCCAGCGAUGUAUUCAGCGCCCUCCGCCUGCACUUGCCUGUGUUUACACUUCCUGCUGCUGUGCUUCCAGGUACAGGUGCUGGCGGCCGAGGAGAACGUGGACUUCCGCAUCCAUGUAGAGAACCAGACGCGGGCUCGGGACGAUGUGAGCCGUAAGCAGCUGCGGCUGUACCAGCUCUACAGCCGGACCAGUGGGAAGCACAUCCAGGUCCUGGGCCGCAGGAUCAGUGCCCGAGGCGAGGACGGGGACAAGUAUGCCCAGCUCCUAGUGGAGACAGACACCUUUGGUAGCCAAGUCCGGAUCAAGGGCAAGGAGACGGAAUUCUACCUGUGUAUGAACCGGAAAGGCAAGCUCGUGGGGAAGCCUGAUGGCACCAGCAAGGAGUGUGUGUUCAUUGAGAAGGUCCUGGAAAACAACUACACAGCCCUGAUGUCGGCCAAGUACUCCGGCUGGUACGUGGGCUUCACCAAGAAGGGGCGGCCGCGGAAGGGCCCCAAGACCCGGGAGAACCAGCAGGAUGUGCACUUCAUGAAGCGCUACCCCAAGGGGCAGGCGGAGCUGCAGAAGCCCUUCAAGUACACCACGGUGACCAAGAGGUCCCGGCGGAUCCGCCCCACACACCCCGGCUAGGCCGGCCAUGCCCCCCAGGCCCCCCGGCUGCACCCACACUCACAGAGAACUGCAUCAGAGGAAUAUUUUUACAUGAAAAAUAAGGAAGAAGCUCUAUUUUUGUACAUUGUGUUUAAAAGAAGACAAAAACUGAACCAAAACCCUUGGGGGAGGGGGAGCGAUAAGGAUUUUAUUGACUUGAAACCCCCGACCACAAAAGACUCACGCAAAGGGCCUGUUGUCAACGCACAGGUGCUUGUCUCUCUAGGAACAGACAACUCAAAACUCGUCCCCAGAGGAGGACUUGAAUGAGGAAAACGACACUCUGAGAAACCAAAGUCCUUUUUCCCAAAGGUUCUGAAAGCAUAAAAAAAAAAAAAAGCG